Molecule: messenger RNA, 706 nt
Organism: Ectocarpus siliculosus
Lineage: Eukaryota; Phaeophyceae; Ectocarpales; Ectocarpaceae
Source: the annotation of a GenBank genome assembly
UGAAGGAUGAGGGAGCUAGGCUACUUAUGCCUCUUUUGCGUUCUGACGGAACGGGGAUAUCCACAAUCCGAGCGCUGAGUCUCAAACGGUGCGGGAUCGGAGAUGCGGGUGAGGAGUCGUCAAUAUUUCAUAAGUACAUAAAUAUGGUGCUAUUGUUGAGGUGCUACUUUAGAUGGAAGUGCGCAGUGGGUGGGCUUUGUGCUCACGAUUUUCUGUAUAAGAAUACGGACUUUCGUGGUGCUUCAUGGUCCGAAAUACCAUGUAAAUACCUGCCGACUACCACCCGCACUCUUAAUUCAUGCUGGCCACACAGCGAGAAAAGUCACAUUAGCGAGUGAUACACGUGCUAGAAGAUAAGGGAGACACCGAAAACACACCAGGGCGAAUGCUGGAUAUACUACCUUGGUCUGUGAACUGGUUCGGGGGCUAGGAAUAAUAGUGAAGCGGAAACCAGUGGUGACGUGGGCAACGGAAAAUCUUGCCUAGUCGAUCCCAAUUAUUGUACUCUCUUGAGUCAAACGGUAAGCCGUAGCCGAACUACAGGCUACCAUGCUUCCCACUAUUUGAUUCCUAAUGGGCAUCCCUCUAAUACGUGUACUUUUCGUCAUGGUGUAGAGCUAUGUGCCCGUUCAUAGUUUCUACAUGCCACCAGCAACAGAGAGGGUAAGGCGCGCCAAUGGCCACCAACACGACCCGAUACCAUCGU